Molecule: messenger RNA, 1245 nt
Organism: Pungitius pungitius (ninespine stickleback)
Lineage: Eukaryota; Metazoa; Chordata; Actinopteri; Perciformes; Gasterosteidae
Gene: il17c
Product: interleukin 17c
Exons: 3
Coding region: 166-669 (167 amino acids)
Biological process (GO): inflammatory response
Cellular component (GO): extracellular region
Molecular function (GO): cytokine activity
Source: RefSeq, a predicted model, not a curated record
UGCAGGCUCCUUUCACUUAGGAAACAGGAAGUACACUAACUAAAUGGCCUUUCCAUUUCCUCAUGCUGGUUUUUCCCACCUGUGCACCGGCUCCAUAAAUAGCAGACAGGUGAGGAUGGAUGCAGGUAAAAUAUCCUUUAACAGUCAGCCAGAAGAGAGGCACACAUGAUGGACAUGAAGCAGAUUCUCAUCUUUGGACUUUGUCUCAUGCCCGUUUGGACGUGCAGGAUGAACCGGUGCUACGAUGUCCACGAGCUGCACCGGGCAGCGGAGAGGAAGCUGAGGAGCCACUACCCACAGCCUCAGGAGUCCUUUGCCGCGGCGAUGUCCAACUCCUCGGCCUCUUGCCCUGUGGCGCUUUUCCCGCAGCAGCCGCCUCAGCACAUCCGAGACAGGUCCCUGUCCCCGUGGAGAUACGUACGUGUCACAAAGGAGGAUCACUUUCCUUCCAGCUACUCCGAGGCUCAGUGCUUGUGUUCCGGGUGCGUCCUCAUCCAGGACAACAGGCCUCCGGUGGAGAGCCACGACUACAACUCAUACCCUGUGACACAGAGCAGGGUGUUCCUAAAGAGAGAGCUCUGCGACGACGGGAGGAGGUAUUACCUGAAGCCGGUCACUGUGAAAGUAGCUGUUGGUUGCACCUGCACUCGAGCAAAGAGCUACAACUAACUAGCUGCCUCCACUGUCCAUAUUGUGUUUGUUCUAAAAUGCACCAAGUCCCCUGGAAAGUCUGAACUAGGGGUGUCGGCUCUGAUCAAUUCAUUUUGUAUAGCCCAAACCAAAAAUUACAAAUCCCUCAGAGGGUUUUAAAGUCUUUACACAUGCGACAUCCCCUGUCCAGAAAUCCUCACAUCUACAAGAUAGAGUUCCACAAAAAUGGAAGACGGAGGAACACUCUCCCUGGACAGAAUACAAUAGAUAUCAUGUGCACAGAAUGAACAACGUAAAAGAUGUAAAAUAUAUUUGAUUCCUAUAACAGAAAUAUUGCGAAUAGUAAUCCAGGUGUAGGGAAGGACCACAGCAGGGACAACCACCAGAAGAUAGAACUACCACCAUAAGAUAACUCCAAGAAAAACAAAACUAUAUCAGCAGUCAUGUGACUUUCAAGCCACACUGGGGCUACUAAAAUAACUUGAUUUCUCUGGAGUUUAAUAUCAGUAAAUCCUCCCAAGUUUUGAUGUCCUUAAGACUUGUUUCAAGUCUAAUGAGCUGGCUGGUCUCAUCUGGGUUGAUUGAUAGAAACAG